CCUCCCAUCCCCAAAAUGAAACUAACCACCACUCUAACCCGCCCUCUCCUCCGAUCCCAUCUCCCCAAACUCCUCACCCCAUCCCCAUCCCCAUCCCCAUUUUCAUACACCCCAAUCCGCCACCUCGGCAUCCCCCCCGCCUACCUCCUGGACACCUACAUCCCACGCCACCAACUCCUCACCCCCAUCGAAGUCUCCAAAAAGCGCUCCCUCGCCCACGCCCACCUCCAAAACUGCAACCUCUGUCCCCGCCGCUGCAACGUAAACCGCUACCACAAAACAGGAACAUGUAUGAUCGGCGCCGAAACGGCAAAAGUGAAUGUGAUUGCGCCUCAUCGCGGCGAGGAACCCUGUAUCCAGGGGUAUUGUGGAAGCGGGGCGGUGUUCUUCUCGGGAUGUAAUAUGCGGUGUGUGUUUUGUCAGAAUCAUGAAAUAUCACAUACAUUAUCCGGUCACGAUCUCACGCCUACGGACCUAGCAACCUGGUACCUCCGAUUACAGAAUGUAGGGAAAGUGCAUAAUAUCAAUCUCGUGACGCCGGAACAUGUAGUUCCGCAAGUGGUGCUUUCGAUUCUCGAGGCGAGGGAGAUGGGCCUUUCGAUUCCGGUUGUGUAUAAUACGUCUUCGUUUGAUUCGUUGGAUUCGUUGAAGUUGUUGGAUGGGGUGGUGGAUAUCUAUCUUCCUGAUUUUAAGGUGUGGAGGGUGGAGACUGCGAGGCGGUUGUUGAAGGCGGAGGAGUAUGUGGAGACAGCGAAGGAGAGUAUUAAGGCGAUGUAUGGACAGGUGGGGGAUUUGUGUUUCACGAGUGAUGGGAUUGCGAAGAAGGGGGUGUUGGUGAGACAUUUGGUGAUGCCAGGGUUGGAGGAGGAAGGGAGGGAGAUUAUGCGGUGGUUGGCGAGGGAGGUUAGUAUGGAUUUGUAUGUUCAUGUUAUGGAGCAGUAUAGGCCGGAUGCGUAUGUGGGGAGGAGGAAGAGGAGGAAUGUGGAGGGAGGUGGGGAUGGAGAGGUGAGGUAUAAGGAGAUCAAUCGGGCUGUGAGAGAGGAAGAAUGGGGGUCUGUGAGGGAGGCGGCGGUUCAGGCCGGGUUGUGGAGGUUUUGUGAGGUUAAUGAGAAAGGGGGGUUUCAUUUGUAG
Molecule: messenger RNA, 1131 nt
Organism: Aspergillus sclerotioniger CBS 115572
Lineage: Eukaryota; Fungi; Ascomycota; Eurotiomycetes; Eurotiales; Aspergillaceae
Product: putative pyruvate formate lyase activating enzyme
Exons: 3
Coding region: 16-1131 (371 amino acids)
Molecular function (GO): iron-sulfur cluster binding; catalytic activity
Source: RefSeq, a predicted model, not a curated record